Molecule: messenger RNA, 5062 nt
Organism: Morus notabilis
Lineage: Eukaryota; Viridiplantae; Streptophyta; Magnoliopsida; Rosales; Moraceae
Product: mediator of RNA polymerase II transcription subunit 23
Exons: 21
Coding region: 50-4870 (1606 amino acids)
Biological process (GO): positive regulation of gene expression; regulation of transcription by RNA polymerase II
Cellular component (GO): transcription regulator complex; mediator complex
Source: RefSeq, a predicted model, not a curated record
UCUCUCUCUCUCUCUCUAGGAUUUUGGUUGUCGGACUUGAAAUGCGAAAAUGGAUCAAAACCAAAGACCUUCCUCAGCUUCGAGGGCUUACCAGUUCCACCCAGGCCGAGCCGCUAUCAUCAAUCUCUUUGAUCUCUAUUUAGGACGAAGUAGCCGCCAAAAACCUGACGAUGCAACUCGGGAACCUCCAAACAAGACACAAAAGCGUGUGAUUGCUCUUAACAGAGAGCUACCUCCUAGAAAUGAGCAGUUUCUUAUAGAUUUUGAGCAGAUUCAGAGCCAGUUUUCUGACCAAGAACAGUUGCGUGCUGUCACAGAAUCUGUUCUCAUAUCUCUGGUUGUGCAGUGUAGUAGUCAUGCCCCACGAGCAGACUUUCUUCUCUUUGCCUUACGUAGCUUGUGCAGUAUUGGUUAUAUUAACUGGGACUCCUUUUUGCCGUCACUUCUUUCUUCGGUCUCUACGGCUGAAAUGUCGGUGGGUCAGGGGACUCAAUCAAUCACUGCCGUUUCUUCACAGCCUGGGGUGCUGCCAUCUUCGAGCACAAUUACCAGUUCUGCUAACUUUCAGUCUUCAAAUCCUGCCUCCCCUUUACCUUCAGUGCAUGGUAUUGGGUCCCCUGCCCAAUCAGCUAUUGAGCCAGCUUCUUGUGUAACUUUGUCACCGGUUAAGUCAUCUGAUGUGUCCGGCGCAGUACAACAGUCUAAUUCAAGGGUGAAUUCAUUGAUUAGAGAUAACGCCAUAAGCAGUUUAAGGCAACUCUGUUGCAAGAUUAUCUUAGCUGGACUCGAAUUUAAUUUGAAACCAGUAACUCUUGCUGACAUUUUUUCUUAUAUGCUGAAUUGGCUGGUUAAUUGGGAUCAGAAGCAACAGGGGAUUGAUGAAUCUGAUGUUGCAAAAUCUGGUCGACCGGACAAGUCGUUAAUUGAGUGGCUGCACAGCUGCUUGGAUGUGAUUUGGCUUUUGGUUGAGGAGGAUAAAUGUCGAGUGCCCUUUUAUGAGUUACUGCGUAGUGGCUUGCAGUUUAUAGAAAACAUACCCGAUGAUGAAGCCUUAUUUACACUUAUUUUGGAGAUCCAUAGGAGGCGGGAUAUGAUGGCCAUGCAUAUGCAAAUGUUAGACCAACACCUUCACUGCCCUACAUUUGGAACUCAACGAAUUAUCUCACACAUCACUCCCAAUAUUUCUGGUGAAGCAGUCACAAGCUUAAGAUAUUCUCCAAUAACAUAUCCAAGUGUACUUGGAGAACCAUUGCAUGGAGAGGAUCUUGCAACUUCUAUUCAAAAAGGAAGUUUAGAUUGGGAGAGAGCUUUGCGUUGUAUAAGACACGCUUUUCGCAGCACUCCAUCUCCUGAUUGGUGGAAGCGUGUGUUGCUUGUUGCUCCUUGCUAUAGGCCUCCUCCUCAUGGAUCUACUCCUGGUGCUGUUUUUAGUUCUGAAAUGAUUUGUGAGGGAACUAUUGAUAGAAUAGUUGAGCUGUUGAAGUUGACAAAUUCAGAGAUCAAUUGCUGGCAAGAGUGGCGUGUCUUUUCAGAUAUUUUCUUCUUUCUUAUAAAAAGUGGGUGUAUUGAUUUUGUCGAUUUUGUGGACAAGCUAGUUUCACGCGUCACAGAGGGUGACAACAAUAUUCUUAGGACAAAUCAUGUGACUUUGCUAAUAGCAGAAAUUAUUCGGGUUGAGCUUGUGAUGAAUGCUCUGAAUACUGAUGCUAGAAAGGUGGAGACAACAAGAAAGAUUCUUUCAUUUCAUAGGGAAGAUAGAAGCUCUGAUCCUAAUAGUCCUCAAGGCAUCUUGCUUGAUUUUAUAAGCAGUUGCCAGAAUUUGCGUAUUUGGUCAUUGAACACUUCUACCAGAGAAUAUUUAAACAGUGAGCAGCUUCAGAAAGGAAAGCAAAUAGAUGAAUGGUGGAGGCAGGCAAGCAAAGGAGAUCGUAUGAUGGAUUAUAUGAAUAUGGAUGAUAGGUCAAUUGGAAUGUUUUGGGUUGUUUCUUACACCAUGGCGCAGCCAGCUUGUGAAACAGUGAUGAAUUGGUUAUCCUCUGCUGGAGUUACAGAACUAUUACCAGGAGCAAACCUACAGUCCAAUGAGAGGUUAAUGGUUAUGCGGGAAGUAAGUCCUCUGCCGAUGUCACUGUUAUCGGGCUUCUCAAUGAACAUGUGUUUGAAGCUGGCAUAUCAAAUGGAAGACUCAUUAUUUUUUGGACAGCAGGUUGUGCCCAGUGUUGCAAUGGUCGAAACGUAUACACGGUUGUUGCUCCUUGCGCCUCAUUCCCUAUUUCGCUCUCAUUUCAGUAGUUUAGCGCAAAAGAAUCCGUCAGUAUUGAGCAAGCCUGGGGUUACUCUUUUGGUACUUGAAAUUCUGAACUAUCGUUUGCUUCCACUUUACAGGUACCAAGGGAAAAGCAAAGCCUUGAUGUAUGAUGUUACGAAAAUAAUUUCUGCACUCAAAGGGAAACGUGGAGAUCAUCGUUCAUUUAGAUUAGCCGAGAACUUGUGCAUGAACCUUAUUUUGUCAUUGAGAGAAUUUUUCUUUGUGAAAAGGGAAGGGAAGGGUCCAACUGAAUUUACGGAAACUUUGAAUCGGAUAACUAUCAUUACUCUUGCUAUAAUCAUUAAAACACGCGGAAUUGCUGACGCCGAUCACCUGCUUUAUCUUCCAACUAUGUUAGAACAGAUUUUGGGAGGUAGCCAACAUACAUGGUCGGAGAAAACAUUACGCUAUUUUCCAUCAGUCCUUCGUGAUGCAUUGAUUGGUCGAAUGGAUAAGAGGGGCCUUGCGAUUCAAGCAUGGCAACAGGCAGAAACUACCGUGAUUAAUCAGUGUACUCAACUUCUUUCUCCAUCAGCUGAUCCUACUUAUGUUAUGACCUAUAUAAGUCAUAGUUUUCCUCAGCAUCGACAAUAUCUGUGUGCUGGUGCAUGGAUACUGAUGCAGGGGCAUCCAGAAAGUAUUAACAGUGUAAACUUGGCACGUGUCUUGAGAGAGUUUUCUCCUGAAGAGGUGACAUCAAAUAUUUACACAAUGGUGGAUGUACUGCUUCAUCACAUGCAAUUAGAACUUCAGCAUGGACAUUCCUUGCAGGAUCUUUUGAUGAAAGCUUCUACAAACCUAGCAUUUUUUAUUUGGACCCACGAGUUGCUUCCAUUGGAUAUUUUGCUUUUGGCUCUUAUUGACCGUGAUGAUGAUCCUCAUGCUUUGCGUAUUGUGAUUAGUCUGCUUGAUAGGCAAGAACUUCAGCCAAGAGUGAAAUUAUACUGUAUGAAUCGAGGACCUCCAGAGCAUUGGCUUUACAAUGUAAUGUUCAAGCGAAUGGAUUUGCAGAAAGCGUUGGGGAAUCACCUUUCAUGGAAGGACAGGUAUCCCACAUUCUUUGACGAUAUUGUGGCGCGUCUGCUUCCAGUUAUUCCAUUAAUAGUUUAUAGACUUAUUGAAAACGAUGCCAUUGAUUCAGCUGAAAGAAUUCUGGCAAAGUAUUCAGCGUUUCUUGCUUACCACCCCCUAAGAUUUACAUUUGUACGUGACAUACUUGCAUAUUUCUAUGGCCAUCUUCCUGGAAAGCUCAUAGUCCGAAUACUGAAUGUUCUUGAUCUCAGCAAGAUCCCAUUUUCCGAGUCAUUUCCACAACACAUUAGUUCAUCAAAUCCUGUUAUGUGCCCACCUCUCGACUAUUUUGCAACUCUUUUGUUGGGACUUGUAAAUAAUGUUAUACCCCCAUUAUAUAAUAACUCAAAAUCAGGAUCAGUGUGCGAUGCUUCAAGUAGUUUGUUACGGGCCACGCAUAGCAAGAAUCCAGCAACAUCUCAGUCUGGACAAACAAAUGCUUCUGAUAGCCAAAAAGCUUUUUAUCAAAUUCAGGAUCCUGGCACGUAUACUCAACUGGUUCUUGAAACGGCAGUUAUUGAGAUACUCUCACUCCCAGUUUCUGCAUCCCAGAUUGUAUCAUCACUCGUACAGGUCAUUGUCAAUAUACAAGCAACACUAAUUCAAUCCAGCAAUGGCCUGGGUGCUCCAAAUGGUGUUGCGCAAGGGUCAGUGUUACCAACGUCACCUUCUGGCGGAAGCACAGAUUCCUUGGGUGCAAGUAGAUCAACUCCUUCAGUUCCAGGAAUGAAUACCUCUAACAUGGUAUCCAGAAGUGGUUAUAGUUGCCAACAAUUAUCUUGCUUAAUGAUCCAAGCUUGUGGUCUUUUGUUGGCUCAGCUACCUCCGGAUUUUCACAUACAACUUUAUAUUGAGGCAUCAAGAAUAAUAAAAGAAACUUGGUGGCUUACUGAUGGGAAAAGGUCACAGGGAGAACUAGACUCGGCUGUUGGUUAUGCUUUACUAGAUCCAACAUGGGCUGCUCAAGAUAACACCUCAACGGCAAUUGGCAACAUAGUUGCCUUGCUUCAUUCUUUCUUCAGUAAUCUCCCACAGGAAUGGCUAGAAGGGACCCAUCUCAUUGUCAAACAUCUGAGGCCAGUGCAAUCAGUUGCAAUGUUGAGAAUAGUGUUCCGCAUAAUGGGUCCAUUGCUCCCAAGACUUGCCAAUGCUCAUUCACUUUUCAGCAAGACCAUCUCAUUGCUGUUAAAUAUCUUGGUGGAUGUCUUCGGGAAGAACUCGCAGCCAUCAAAUCCACCAGCUGAAGCAUCCGAAAUAACCGAUCUAAUCGACUUCCUCCAUCACGUUGUUCAUUAUGAAGGUCAGGGAGGGCCUGUGCAGCCUAACAGCAAGCCUCGAACAGAAGUUUUGGCUCUCUUUGGAAGAGCAUCAGAAAGUCUAAGACCAGAUAUUCAGCAUCUUCUUUCCCACUUAAGACCUGAUGUACAUUCUUCAAUUUAUGCUGCUACUCAUCCUAAGCUGGUCCAGAAUCCAUCAAGCUCUGUUAGCUAAUAAUGGAGGAGAUGGUUCUGGAAUUUGCACUAACAAUGAGAAAUGUAACGUAUAAAUGUCCGUAUCAAAUUUCGGUAUGUGAUGUGUUGAUGAUAUUCUUCGUCCAACACGUGUUCACUUGGUUUAAUGAGAAAAUGGAAUAUGUUAUGAUGAGUAUGAUAAAUAGAGAGAAAGUUAGAGAUAAAUAUUCAA